Molecule: messenger RNA, 1408 nt
Organism: Microcebus murinus (gray mouse lemur)
Lineage: Eukaryota; Metazoa; Chordata; Mammalia; Primates; Cheirogaleidae
Source: RefSeq, a predicted model, not a curated record
CCGGGCGACAUGAGCGCCCGCGGACUGCGCCAGGCGCCCGAGCGCGUGAGCCGCGGGCUGGGCAGUGACCUAUGGAUAACCAGCGCCCCACGCCGUCACCGCAAAGGACGUCUCCUUCUGUUAUCCUCACAACCCCCGCCGGUGUCGACUGACAGCCACCUCCCAGGGGGAAACCAAGGGCCGCAGGGUCUGCUGCACAGCAGGGCUAGCGGAAGACUCAGCACUCCUGCCCGUGACCGCUCUGCCAGGUACAAAGAGAAUCUACCUUCCAAGUGUUUCCCGAAGGACAAGAACAGGCCGGAGCUCCCCACCACCCUGGCUGGACAGCAGGCGCUCUUACUAAAGGUGCUGGAGGUGCUCGAUCCUGACAGGAAGCUGGAGGACGCAUGGGGUUAUUGUCAGGACCCCAGAAAAAGAACAAAGGAAUACCCAGAGCUUUUUAGAAAAAAUUCUAUGCAAGUCCACCUGGGACUUCCCAAGAAGAUUCCCGUGCCAUGUUCAGGCCAAUGGCUCUAUGAAGAAAAGCCUUGUAAAAUGGAUUUGCUCCACAAAGAUGGUCUUCUUCUUUAUGAAAAUGUACACAGAAGAGUUAGUGACUUCUGCAACUGGGCUACUGCUUUGGGAAGUUCGAACAUUGAUGAAGAGUUCAUCCUGAGACAGUUUGACGUGGACUGUCCAGGCACACCAAGCCGGGAUGUGCUCCCCACACUGAGGCCAAACCCAGUUCCUCGGGAGCUACAGCCCAGGGUGGGGCUCAACACACAGCAGGAGCUGGAUUCCUUCCAGAAACUGGACUAUCAGAGGAAACUCCAGAAACCACAGAAUCCUUAUAAACCCAAGAAGGUGAAGAUGAGGUACGGAGCAUGGUAUCUGGACACCAAGUUGUGGAAAAAGCAAAGAGCAGAUGAACCCCUAGUUGACCCUAAGGUCUCGCAUAAAGCUCAACAUGAGAAUUUUAAAAAGCGACUACAGGAACAGGAGGAGUUCCUUGCAGACCUUUGUGGAGCAGUUGCCUUUAAGGAUUUCAUUCUGAGCAGGGGCUACAGGAUGCCGAGCUUCCUUGAGAAGAUGUAUCCCAGGAAGGAAUGUCAGCGUGCGUGUAACAAGACUCCUAUAAAACUGACUCAAGCAUAGAAGAAUCUUGGGAAGGUGAUUAGUCAGAUUUUAUCGGCUAUAUACUGGGCUAUUUCUCUCUCUCAUUUUACACAUUAAACAGAAUUUAUGAUGAGUGUACCAUUGUGGAUGUUCAUCUUCGACUUGGCAACAUCUGCAAACGUAGUAUAUAAUACUUAUAAACAUUUCUCAAUGAUUUUCUGCUUCAAUUAAUCAAUAUUUCAUACAUAUUAUCAACUAUGAGAUCAUACGUAAUCUCCCAUUUUUGUAGCAUUGUGAAUAUUACCUAGUAUAU